AUGAAGCUGGGGACUCGCCGAGCCGGCCAGCCUGGCCCCCUGGAUGGCAGCCGCGGGCAGCUGGGCCCCCCCAGACCCCCUCAGCAGAACGGCGCCGUGCCUGGGGAGCGGGGCAAGCAGGACAAGAGCAUCAAGCGUGGCAACUGGGGCAACCAGAUCGAGUUCGUGCUGACCAGCGUGGGCUACGCCGUGGGGCUGGGCAACGUCUGGCGCUUCCCGUACCUCUGCUACCGCAAUGGGGGAGGUGCCUUCAUGUUCCCCUACUUCAUCAUGCUGGUGUUUUGUGGCAUCCCCCUCUUCUUCAUGGAGCUCUCCUUCGGGCAGUUCGCCAGCCAGGGCUGCCUCGGCGUCUGGAGGGUCAGCCCCAUAUUCAAAGGCGUGGGCUACGGGAUGAUGGUGGUGUCCACAUACAUCGGGAUCUACUACAACGUGGUGAUCUGUAUUGCCUUCUACUACUUCUUUGUGUCCAUGACGCGUGUGCUGCCCUGGACAUACUGCAGCAACCCCUGGAACACGCCCGACUGCGCGGGGGUGCUGGAUGGGAACGUCUCCAGCCGCGCUGCCCUCAACCUCACCCACCUCCUCAACGCCACCCAGAAGCGCACCAGCCCCAGCGAGGAGUACUGGAGGAGGUACGUGCUGGACCUAUCAGACGACAUCGGGAACCUGGGCGAGGUGCGGCUGCCCCUCCUGGGCUGCCUCGGCGUCUCCUGGGUCGUCGUCUUCCUCUGCCUCAUCAAGGGCGUCAAGUCCUCGGGGAAGGUGGUGUACUUCACGGCCACCUUCCCCUACGUGGUGCUCACCAUCCUCUUCGUGCGUGGCAUCACGCUGGAGGGGGCCCUCACUGGCAUCAUGUACUACCUGACGCCCCAGUGGGACAAGAUCCUCAACGCCAAGGUGUGGGGUGAUGCGGCCUCACAGAUCUUCUACUCGCUGGGCUGUGCCUGGGGCGGGCUCAUCACCAUGGCCUCCUACAACAAGUUCCACAACAACUGCUACCGGGACAGCAUCAUCAUCAGCAUCACCAACUGCGCCACCAGUGUCUACGCUGGCUUCGUUAUCUUCUCCAUCCUGGGCUUCAUGGCCAACCACUUGGGGGUGGACAUCUCCAAGGUGGCGGACCACGGCCCUGGCCUGGCCUUCGUUGCCUACCCUGAGGCCCUCACCCUCCUUCCCAUCUCGCCUCUCUGGUCCAUACUCUUCUUCUUCAUGCUUAUCCUCCUGGGGCUGGGCACACAGUUCUGCUUGCUGGAAACCCUGGUCACGGCUAUUGUGGAUGAGGUGGGCAACGAGUGGAUCAUCCGCAGGAAGACCUUUGUGACACUAGGGGUGGCCGUGGUGGGCUUCCUGCUGGGCGUCCCGCUCACCACGCAGGCGGGCAUCUACUGGCUCCUGCUGAUGGACAACUACGCCGCCAGCUUCUCCCUGGUCAUCAUCUCCUGCAUCAUGUGCGUGGCCAUCAUGUACAUCUACGGGCACCGCAACUACUUCAAGGACAGUGAGAGGAUGCUGGGCUUCCCACCCCCACUCUUCUUCCAGAUCUGCUGGCGCUUCAUCUCACCCGCCAUCAUCUUUUUCAUCCUGGUCUUCACAGUGAUCCAGUACCGGCCCAUUUCCUACAACGACUACGUCUACCCUACCUGGGCCAUCAGCAUCGGCUUCCUCAUGGCGCUCUCCUCUGUCAUCUGCAUCCCCAUCUACGCCAUCUACAAAGUGUGCCGCUCCGAGGGGGACACGCUGCUGGAGCGCUUGAAAAAUGCUACCAAGGCAAGCAAGGACUGGGGUCCAGCGCUGGCAGAGCACCGCAGUGGGCGCUACGCCCCGGCGUUCAGCCCCUCCACCGAGUCUCACCUGGAGGUGCAGCCUCUGCCGACGGAAGCUGAGACAGGGCCCGGCUCUAAGCACCAGACUAAAGCAGAGGAAGACAGCGAGCCACGUCGUCGUGCCCAGCAGCGCGGGCAGUGCCUGGCUGGGGCGGCAACCUGGUCCUGA
Messenger RNA from Charadrius vociferus (killdeer), 1992 nucleotides. RefSeq names its product solute carrier family 6 (neurotransmitter transporter, glycine), member 9 (gene SLC6A9). The record is from RefSeq and is a predicted model, not a curated record. Gene Ontology annotation, molecular function: glycine:sodium symporter activity. Lineage: Eukaryota; Metazoa; Chordata; Aves; Charadriiformes; Charadriidae. The coding region runs from base 1 to 1992 and encodes 663 amino acids. The transcript has 14 exons. Gene Ontology annotation, cellular component: plasma membrane. Gene Ontology annotation, biological process: neurotransmitter transport; sodium ion transmembrane transport; glycine import across plasma membrane.